Messenger RNA from Drosophila biarmipes, 2657 nucleotides. It is a transcript of the gene Hrd3, whose product is annotated as protein sel-1 homolog 1. Gene Ontology annotation, molecular function: protein binding. The coding region runs from base 1 to 2472 and encodes 823 amino acids. The record is from RefSeq and is a predicted model, not a curated record. Gene Ontology annotation, cellular component: endoplasmic reticulum membrane. NCBI's taxonomy places the organism in Eukaryota, Metazoa, Arthropoda, Insecta, Diptera, Drosophilidae. Gene Ontology annotation, biological process: ERAD pathway. The transcript has 7 exons.
AUGAAAGCAAACAGUUGGAUGUGCCUGCUGGCGCUGCUCCUCGCCUGGCAGCUGCGGGCCGAGGAGCUGCAGGGGCCCGACACAGAAGCAACGGGUACGGGUACGACCCUGGGCACAGGAACUGGCACGACUCUGGGCUCUGGAACGGGAACUGCCACGCCCACUCUGCCCAACGAGCCCUCCACCCAGGCGGAGGCGGAGGAGGUGACCACGGCGGAGUCGGAGUCGAGGGUUCCCGCGGAGAGCAAUGACCGCAAGGCUGCCAAACUCAAGGACUCCACGGAGUUUGCCUCCAGGACGAAGGUCAUGCCGGCCGCCCUGCUCGAACGCCUCUGGAACGACAGUCUAAUGAGGCAGCAAAAGCUAAAGGCCGAGAUCGAGCGACUCGAAGCCAAACGCCAGCCCACUGAGGUGGUGGAGCUAACACCGGAGCAGAUAGAAGCUCAAACCAUGUACGACAACGCCAUGGACAUGCUGGCCAAGCCGCGCACGGAUAAGAGGGUGGCCUUCACUCUGCUCAAGAAGGCGGCCGCCUUUAAUCACCUCAAGGCCAGGGCGGAACUGGCCUGGGCCGUCCUCCUGGGUCACUGGAUGGACUUUGAUUUCAACCAUGCUGCAGAUGAAUUCGAGAGCCUGGCCAACGAGGGUGUCCCCGAGGCUCACAUGGGCCUGGGAUUCCUCUAUUCGGCCGGUGUGGGCGGCAAGAAUGUCAGCCAGCCCCUGGCCCUGAUCCACUACAACCUGGCCGCCCUGGGUGACAACACUCUGGCUCAAAUGGCCAUGGGCUAUCGUUAUCUGUAUGGCAUUAAUGUGCCCAUCAGCUGUGAGAAGGCGCUGAUCCAGUACAAGCGCGUGGCCAAGAAAGUGGCUUCCAAGAUCACCUUUGCCAACGGACCCGUUGUGCAUCGAGUGCGCCUGCUGGACGAACUGGAGAACCCCGGCAGCCAUGAGACCGAGAUUGUGGACUAUUACCAACUGCUGGCCGACAAGGGCGAUGUCCAGUCGCAGGUGGGACUAGGCCAGCUGUACUACCAGGGCGGCAAGGCCACUCAACAGGAUCACCAAAAGGCACUGGAGUAUUUCACCCAGGCUGCCAAUGCCGGCAAUGCAAUUGGCUUCGCAUUUUUGGGCAAGCUUUAUCUGGAGGGAAGCGAGCAAAUCAAGGCCGACAAUGACACUGCAUUUAAGUACUUCUCCAAGGCCUCUGAGAUGGGAGAUCCAGUGGGCCAAAGCGGGCUGGGUCUCAUGUACCUCAAGGGUCUGGGCGUGCCCAAGGAUUCGAUCAAGGCAUUGUCCUACUUCACGCAGGCAGCCGACCAGGGAUGGGUGGAUGGACAACUGCAGUUGGGCAAUAUGUAUUUCACUGGCAAUGGCGUUAAAACGGACUACAAGCUGGCCCUCAAGUAUUUCAAUCUGGCCACCCAGUCAGGCCAUGUUUUAGCUUACUAUAAUCUGGGAGUGAUGAAUGCCUACGGCAUGGGAAUGCUGCGCUCUUGUCCGGCAGCGGUAGAGUUCUUCAAGACCGUCUCGGAGCGUGGACGCUGGAGCAGCCGACUGAUGCAUGCCUACAGCGACUACAAGCAAAACCGCAUCGACGAGGCUUACAUGCAGUACUCGCUAAUGGCCGAGGUGGGCUAUGAGGUGGCCCAGAGUAAUGCCGCCUUCCUACUUGACCGCGAGGAGGUUCAUGUGUUUAACGAUCGGCAUGAAGAACUGAUUCGCGCCUUCUACUACUGGAAGCGGGCAGCCGGCCAGGGCUAUUCGGCGGCCCAAGUCAAGCUGGGCGACUACUAUUACUACGGCUGGGGCACUUCCACGGACUUUGAGACUGCAGCAGCUCUUUACAGGAAAGCGUCGGAGCAGCAAUACAAUGCCCAGGCCAUGUUUAAUCUGGGCUACAUGCACGAGCAGGGGCUGGGCAUGAAGAAGGACUGGCAUUUGGCUAAGAGAUUAUACGAUUUGGCUGCCGAGACCAACUCGGAUGCGAAAGUGCCAGUGGCCAUUGCCCUUUUCAAGCUGCAAAUGCUGGCCAAGAUUGAAUCAAUCAAGGAGUCACCUUACAGGUUUAUCUUCUACAUGGAUGAAAACAUUGCUGCCAAUUGGGAUUUGUACAUGAUUACCGUGUUGACUCUUCUGUUGGGCAUCAUCAUGUACAUGAGGAGACCAUUCCCGCAGCAGGAUCAGCCGGCACAGCAGCCAGCUGCAGAUGAGAUUGCUGCCGCGCCAGUCAACUUGGCGCCGGUGGGAGCGGAAGCAGCCGUUGUAGCUGGAGUUGUGGACGGCGAGGCUGCAGUGAGAGCCCCAACUGCCACUGCAGUUAAUUCUCAGGCUGCUGGGGCCACCACCUCCUCCUCAUCAUCUGCGGAAACCUCAGCAAGGACUACAUCAAACGGCGAAUCAACGUCGCAAGAGGCAAGCAGCUCAACACCCGCGGCGCCGGAUGGCGCUAACACACUCGAUCCCACUGGUUAGUCUUAGUGAAUUGGUUUAAUCAUCCCUCUAGGUUAAUUAGUGUGCGUGUAAAUAUUUAUCAUCUAAUUUCGCCCGAUUUAAUAUUUUUUAUUAAUUCUAAAACCGACCUUUUUAGAUAUUUAAAAAAUAUCGUACUCAGAAUGUGAAUGUUGUACUGAUAAACCAAUGAAUCGAUCGACAUUUGA